Molecule: messenger RNA, 2875 nt
Organism: Chinchilla lanigera (long-tailed chinchilla)
Lineage: Eukaryota; Metazoa; Chordata; Mammalia; Rodentia; Chinchillidae
Gene: Ap5z1
Product: adaptor-related protein complex 5, zeta 1 subunit
Exons: 17
Coding region: 79-2499 (806 amino acids)
Cellular component (GO): AP-5 adaptor complex
Source: RefSeq, a predicted model, not a curated record
GCCACACCACGUGACACGAGACCGGAAGCCGCGGGCUUCGGCCCUGAACCUGUGUGUGAACUCGGCAUUCCCGCAGAGAUGUUCUCGGCGGGGGCGGAGAGUCUGCUCCAUCAAGCUAGGGAGAUCCAGGAUGAGGAGCUACAGAAGUUCUGCUCCCGGGUCAGCAAGCUGCUACAAGAGGACCUGGGACCGGCCACCGUGGACGCUCUGCAAAGGCUCUUCCUCAUCGUCUCAGCCACCAAGUAUGCCCGCAGGCUGGAAAAGACUUGUGUGGAUCUGCUGCAGGCCACCCUGUCGUUGUCCACAUGCUCUGAGCAGAUCCAGGUCCUCUGUGCUGCCAUCCUGAGAGAGACGUCACCCACUGACACCCUGACCCUGUCCUGUGAUCACACCCAGAACCCCCAUCAGCUGAGCCUGGUGGCGUCUGUGCUCUUGGCCCAGGGUGACAGAAGAGAGGAGGUGAGAAGCGUGGGGCAGCGCGUCUUCACCGUCCUGGAGAGCCGGCAGCCUGAGGGGCCCAGUCUCAGGCCCCUCUUGCCCGUCCUGUCCAAGACCAUGGGCCUUGCCCCAGGGAUCCUUCAGGAAGACCAGGCCAGCCUGCUCAGCAAGCGGCUAGUGGACUGGCUGCGCUAUGCCCGAGUCCAGCAGGGGGCCCUGCACUCUGGGGGCUUCUUCUCCACACCCAGGGCACGGCAGCCAGGCCCCAUCACCGAGGUGGACGGGGCAGUGGCCUCGGACUUCUUCACGGUGCUGUCCAUGGGCCAGCACUUCACGGAGGACCAGUGGCUGAAUGUGCAGGCCUUCUCUAUGCUGCAGGCAUGGCUGCUACUCAGCAGCCCCGAGGGCGCAGGCACCCCGGAUGCAGAGGACAGGUCUGAGCUGGAGGGCUCCACUCUCUCCGUGCUCUCUGCUGCCUCUGCUGGCCGCCAGCUGCUCCCGCAGGAGCGUCUAAGGAAGGUGGCCUUUGAAUACUGCCAGCGCCUCAUCGAGCAGAGUAACCGGCGAGCCCUGAGGAAAGGGGACUCCGACCUGCAGAAAGCAUGCCUGGUGGAAGCUGUGCGAGUGCUGGACACAGUGUGCCGGCAGGACCCCUCCUUCCUGUACCGCAGCCUUUCCUGCCUCAAGGCGCUGCACGGGCAGCUGGGCACAGACCCAGGCAGUGAGCGGGCACUGCUGCCGCUCGCCCAGUUCUUCCUCAACCACGGGGCAGCAGCUGCCGUGGACGCAGAAGCCAUCUACCAGCACCUCUUCAGCAGGCUCCCUUCAGAGCGCUUCCAUAGCCCCAUGCUGGCCUUUGAGGUCGCCCGCUUCUGCCGGGACAACCUUGCCCUGUUCGACCCUCACCUCCUUGGCCUUUUGAAGCUGAGCUUUCCUAACCUUUUUAAGUUCCUGGCUUGGAACAGCCCGCCCCUCACUGCCGAGUUCGUGGCGCUCCUCCCUGCUCUGGUGGACGCCAGCACGGCUGUGGAGAUGCUGCACUCCCUGCUGGACCUGCCCUGCCUGACAGCCGCCCUGGACCUGCAGCUCAGGUCAUCACAGAUGCCAUCUGAAAGGCCGCUCUGGGACACCUCCCUCAGGACCCCUGGCUGCCUGGAGGCCUUCCGGGACCCGCAGUUCCAGCUUCUCUUCCAACACCUGCUGCGCACCAAGGCCAGCGGCUCCACAGAGAGGCUGAUGCCACUCUAUCAGCUGCUGCAGCCCAUGGCCAGCUGUGCCCGGGUGGCCCAGUGUGCCCAGGCGGUGCCGACCCUGCUCCAGGCCUUCUUCUCUGCCGUGACCCAGGUUGCUGACGGGGCCCUGACCAACCAGCUGGCGCUGCUGAUCCUAGAGAGAAGCAAUGCACUCUACCAGGUCCCACAGUACGAGGCCCAUGUGCACAGGGUGCUAAGCUCCUGGUUCCUGGCCCUGUGCAAGCAGAAGCCAUCCCUGGUGCUGGAGCUGGCGAGGGAGCUCCUGGAGCUUGUGGGCAGCGUGAGCAGCAUCCACAGCAGAGCGGGCAUGUUCAUCUGCGUGGUGUGGGCCAUCGGCGAGUACCUGUCAGUGGCCUGUGACAGACGAUGCACUGUGGAGCUGAUCAACAAGUUCUUUGAGGCCCUGGAGGCCUUGCUGUUUGAGGUCACCCAGUCCCGCCCCUUGGCCAGCACACCCCGGUGUCCACCCCAGGUCAUCACAGUGCUCAUGACUACGCUGACCAAGCUGGCCUCCCGGAGCCAGGACCUCAUCCCCAGGGUCUCUCUGUUCCUGUCGAAGAUGAGGACCCUGGGCCAGAGCCCAGCCACCAGCUCUGUGCACAGUGAGGAGGACGCAGAAGCCAUCCGCACACGGGCCACAGAGCUGAGGAACCUGCUCAAGAUGCCCAGCGUGGCCCAGUUUGUGCUCUCGCCAAGUGCAGAGGUGUGCCAGCCCCGCUACCACUGUGACACCAACACGGCCCUGCCCCUGGCCCUGCGCACAGUCACCCGAUUCGUGGAGAGGGAGGCCGGCUUCUUGCCAGGGUGACUGGACCAUGACCCAGUGGACACUGACCAGGUGGAUUCCAGCCAUAGAUAAGGGCCUGGGGCCGCCAGCCUGAUACUGGGUCUGAGCCACCGGCUUUGGUGAUCAGCGAGGAAUGGAGCAGCAGGGGCCCCCCUGGGAGAGAAGAGAGGGCUCGACCCUGAGGGACGCCUCAGCCUGUCCUCUUUCCAGCUUUCUGGGCUUUGUCUUCUAACCCUGCCCCGGGGCUCCGCUGAGCUGCCCCUUGGAGGAGCUGAUGGAUGGCCUUGGCCUUUUCUCAGGCUGGAUGGAAGCCAAGCCGUGUCCUGCUGUUCCUUAUUUCUGGACAGUUCUGGGGCAGGGAGAGAUGUAAUAAAAAUAAAGCUCCUUACAAACUCUU